This is a messenger RNA of Guillardia theta CCMP2712, 150 nucleotides long. RefSeq lists its product as hypothetical. The transcript is spliced from 2 exons. Gene Ontology annotation, biological process: COPI coating of Golgi vesicle. The annotation marks the transcript as partial. Gene Ontology annotation, molecular function: GTPase activator activity. The record is from RefSeq and is a predicted model, not a curated record. Lineage: Eukaryota; Cryptophyceae; Pyrenomonadales; Geminigeraceae.
CAGACGUGCUUCGAUUGUAACGCCAAGAACCCGACAUGGGCCAGUGCGACUUAUGGAAUUUUCAUGUGCCUGGAUUGUUCCGGUAUUCAUCGCUCUCUCGGUGUGCACUUGACGUUUGUAAGGAGCGCGGAGAUGGACAAAUGUGCGUAG